AUGUUCGAACCAAAUGUAAACACAUUUUCACAAUCUAUUUUAAUUGAAAAAUCUCCCACAUUAUUAGGUACAAUACGUAAUUUUGUAUCUAAUAUAUUUGUACCAUUUCAACAAGAUUAUCGUUAUUGGCCAUGGAUAAAAAUAGGAACAGUCAUUAUUGUAUGUAUUGGUUCCUAUACACUUUAUAAAUAUUUACCUGGAUCUUAUCGACAUCAUUAUAUGUCAUCAACAAAAAAUUUUUCUCUUCGUUAUAAUGAAGCACUUCAUUUAGAAAAAGAAAAACUUUUUAACGAAUUAAAAAAUGUGAAAAUGCGAGAAACAGAAAGAAGAAUUCAAGUUCUUGAAAUUGGUGCUGCACAUGGUGCUAAUAUGCCUUAUUAUCCUCCAUAUCUUGUUGAAGUUAUUUGUGUUGAACCAAUACGAGAAUUUGAAAAAGAUUUAAAAGAAACACUUCAACAAAAUCCACAUGUUAGAUGUAGAGAAUUAUUAAUAGGUAAUGCUGAAAAUAUUGCUGUUAUUCGAGAUAAUCAAGUUGAUGCAGUUGUAUCAACUUUAACACUUUCUUGUUGUAAAGAUAUUGAUCAAGCACUACGUGAAAUUCGUCGGAUUCUUAAACCAGGUGGUCUUUUUCUUUAUAUGGAAAAUAUUCGUUCAUCGAAUAUUUUCUUUGCUUUUAUUCAAUAUCUUUGUUCACCAAUAUAUAAAUUAUUAUUUGGUAUUUCAUUAAUAAGAAAUAUUCCAGAACAUAUUGAACGAGCACAUUUUAACGGUGGUACAACACAACAUAUAUUUAAUGCACAUGGUAUUCCAUUUCUUUUAAGUCCGCAUGUGUCGGGUAUAGCACGAAAAUGA
This is a messenger RNA of Rotaria sordida, 852 nucleotides long. NCBI's taxonomy places the organism in Eukaryota, Metazoa, Rotifera, Eurotatoria, Philodinida, Philodinidae. The record is from the annotation of a GenBank genome assembly.